Arvicanthis niloticus (Nile rat) is the source of this 1152-nucleotide messenger RNA. Lineage: Eukaryota; Metazoa; Chordata; Mammalia; Rodentia; Muridae. The record is from RefSeq and is a predicted model, not a curated record.
AUGGACAAAGAAAAGAGUGAUGCUUCCAGCAAGUCCUCAGACCUCAAAAUAUCCAACAUCUCCAUCCAGGUGGUCAGUGUCCCAGGGAAGCUACCAGGAAGAAGACCACCUCGAAAACCCAUUGGUAAACCCAGGCUCCGCAGGCAGCCCAAGAAAAGAACUCCCUUUUGGAAUGUUCAAAAUAAGAUCAUUCUCUUCACAGUGUUUUUAUUCAUCCUGGCAGUCACAGCCUGGACACUUCUAUGGCUCUAUAUCAGUAAGACAGAGAGCAAAGAUGCCUUUUAUUUUGUUGGGAUGUUCCGCAUCACCAACAUUGAGUUUCUUCCCGAGUACCGUCAGAAGGAGUCUAGGGAAUUUGUCUCCAUGGCAAAGACAGUACAGCAAGUGGUAAACCUUGUUUAUACAACAUCUGCUUUCUCCAAAUUUUAUAAGCAGUCUGUGGUUGCAGAUGUCAGCAGUAACAACAAAGGCGGUCUCCUGGUCCACUUUUGGAUUGUGUUUGUCAUGCCACAUGCCAAGGGCCACAUCUUCUGUGAGGAGUGUGUGGCAGCCAUCUUGAAGGAUUCCAUCCAAACCAGUAUCAUAAACCGCACCUCUGUGGGCAGCUUGCAGGGUCUAGCUGUGGAUAUGGACUCCGUGGUAUUAAAUGCUGGGCUCCGGUCAGAUUACUCUUCAGCCAUUGGAUCUGACAACGGCUGCUCCCAUUACUUCUAUGCAGAUCAUGUGACCCUCCGCUACCCUCUGGAGAUUUCCGCAACCUCGGGACAGCUAAUGUGUCACUUCAAGCUGGUGGCCAUAGUGGGUUAUCUGAUUCGUCUCUCAAUUGAGUCCAUACAAUUGGAAGCUGACAACUGUAUCACGGACUCCUUGACUGUUUACGACUCCCUCUUGCCAAUCCGGAUUAUCCAUGUGUUGUUAUCUGGUUUGAGAAUCUGUGAACCCACAAGAACACUAAUGUCCUUCGUUUCUACAAACAACCUCAUGUUGGUGACACUGAAGUCUCCUUAUGUACGGAGGCUGGCAGGGAUCCGGGCAUAUUUUGAAGUCAUUCCAGAACAAAGAGUUGUGGCAGUCAAGGGUGUUGUACUAGUCAAGGACCCUGACUCCCAAGAGAGGCAGCGCAGUGAAUCCUGUAAAGAACUGCUAGUGUAA